Molecule: messenger RNA, 3981 nt
Organism: Salpingoeca rosetta
Lineage: Eukaryota; Choanoflagellata; Craspedida; Salpingoecidae
Exons: 1
Coding region: 1-3981 (1326 amino acids)
Biological process (GO): DNA integration
Molecular function (GO): zinc ion binding; nucleic acid binding
Source: RefSeq, a predicted model, not a curated record
AUGGCACACCGAGAGGAGGGUCGGCAUAUGAUCCCAGUACUUGACGGAAACAAGGUCUCGUACAGCUGGUGGAGCAUGAGGAUGAGACACUUCUUGAAGAGAAAGAAGGUCUGGGGUGUGGUGGAUCCCGACUCGGAGGAGACGGAUGAGGUGAAGAACUCAGAUGCCUACCUGUGGAUCACAGAGUAUCUCACCGGGUUCCCAAUGAAAUUGGUGCACAAGCUCAAAGGGGAUGAGGACGAGAACGCAAGAGCAGCGUGGAAGACACUGGCAAAGAUGUACGAGAGAAAGGACAAGGUGGCAAUGGUUGAGGCGAAGAUCAAGAUGUUCAACAGACAAUGGGAGCGAGAUGACACUGUGGAAUCCUUUGUGAACGACUUCAUGGAGACGCACGAGAACAUGACGAGAGCAGGUGGAGACAUGAGUGAGGAAGAUCUCAUCCAGCUCAUCAUCGUGCGCCUACCAGAGAAGUACAGAGGGGUUAAGACGGUGUUGAGGCUGACCAAAGACCUGACGAUCCAAGACAUGAUGCAUGCCCUCAAGAGCGAAGAAGACAUGACGAGCCUGAACGACCAGAGAGCAGGGCAUGUGAAAGAGAGAGUAGCGAAGGUGUAUGAGAAACCCAGAAGAGACAGCAAGCCAAAAGGAAGAAAAGAGGAAAGACGAUGCUUCUUCUGCAACAAACCAGGCCAUCUGAAGAGAGAUUGUCGAGAAUGGAAACGAGAAAGACAGAAGAAGUUCAAGGGACCACGACAGCACAGUGGCGAGAAGAUGUUCAGUCUGCGAGAAGAAGAAGAGAUGCUAUGCAGCAUUCGGGAAGAGGUUCGCAGCACACGCACGGACACGAAAGCAACUCAAGGUGCAUGGUUACUGGAUUCGGGAGCAAGCCGACACGUCACCAGCUUCAGAGAAGACCUGACGGACGUGAAAGAAACAGACACAGCAGUGACGGUGGCAGAUGGCCGAACGGUGAAAGCUCUCGGACAAGGAACAGCACACAUUCACACCAGCGCAGGUCGGGUGGUGUUGAGUGAUGUGUUGUUGAUGCCGGAAGGAUUCGAGAGAAUCAUCAGCCAAAGAAGAGUGGUGCAAAGAGGACAUCAAGUGCGCAGCAACAAAGACGGUGAUAUGGAGAUCAAGUUCAGCAAUGGAAAGAAACUCACUCUCAGUACUAUCGGAGGCAUGAGCUACUUGAUCGAUGACGAGCACGAAGUGGUGAAAGUCCUCAGCAGCACGUCAAAGACCGCGUUGCAGGAGCUGCACGAACUGUUCGCACACAGAGACAGCAAGAAGAUACGAGAAAAUGUGUGUGACACAUGCUUGAAGAGCAAGAUGAAGAGAAAGAGCAUGCCACAGCACUCUGGCAGAGACAACCAGCAAUACAAGAAGGGGCAGAUGUUAGUGGCAGACAUUGCAGGCCCCUACCCCACCUCACUCCAUGGAGGCAGAUAUGCCCUUGUCAUGAAGGAGGUGAGGACGGGGUUCGUAAUGGUGGGAGUGAUGGAGAACAAAGGAGAAGCAGCAGAGGUGGCAACGCGUUUGAUCCUAGCGGCACCGAGACAGCUAGGAGUGGGAAAAGGAUCAACGAUUAAGACGGAUAACGAAAGAGUCUUUACAUCCACAGCAUUUUCACACGCAAUGUAUGCCCUGAACAUCACCACGGCCACCUCAGCACCAUACACUCCUGAAAGGAAUGGCGACGCAGAGCGUACCAUACAAACGCUCAACAACAUGGCACGUGCCAUGUUGCAGGCGGCAUCACUGGGUGAAGAGUUCUGGGCGGCAGCGCUGCGAUACGCGGCGUACCUGAACAACUUCCUGGGGCCGUUCCGCAACAUCUUCGGCAGAAACCCUCCAAUGACGCAUUUACAGCAAUUUGGUGUAACAGCUUAUGUGAGGAACGAAGCCAGAAAGUCGAAGAUGGCACCAAGGACAACAGAAGCAAUCUAUGUGGGGUAUGAUGAACGCUCAAGAAGCCACCUUCUGUGGGAGCCAGGUAACAGACGCCUCACCCGAUCCAUCCACGUCAAGUUUUUGACAAUGGAUGAGUCGCGAGUGAGAGCUAUCGUGCCUCUCUCCACACCAGCACCUACAUUCACAUCAGCACCUACACCCAAAAGAACCACAUCAGCCUUACCUCAUGUCAAGAAAGGAGCUAAGACAGCACCUAAAGUAGCGACAGCACCCAACGCGGAAGUGGCGACACCGAAAACGAGAGCCACGAAGAAAAGGGGACAUGGGAAGGCACCAAGGUCGAUGAGAAAGGAGACAGCAUUGGGUGAAACAUCAGCAGCAGGCAAAACGACAGAAUCCUCAUCCGCAGCUGGAGAAGAGACAACAACAUUUGACGCACCAAUCACCGACACAACGGUGACACGUACAACAGCACCCUCAACCAGCAACGUGAUACCUGAGGAACGCAACAGCGUUGAGGGGGAGGGUCGGAUGACAGUAACCAGAAGUAUCCCAGCAUUCACCGCAGCUCCGCGCCGGUCCGCAAGGAUCAAAGAGAGGCAGAAGGGCGAAGAAGUGAAAGCGGUGAAAGUGAAGAAAGGAUGGGAAGAAGCGGUCGCAGAAGAGAUGAGCAGUCUUGAACGCCAUGAUGUGUGGGAUGAAGCAGUUGAGGGGGAGUAUGACGUGAAGCCAUUGAACACGAGGUUUGUGUACGCAACAAAAGGAGAUGGGCGCAGAAAGGCACGGUUGGUGGUGAUGGGGAACAUGGAACCAGACGGAAACAACGGCAAGAGCAACUACUCACCCACAGCAUCCAGAACAACAACACUUACUUUCCUGGCCCUCAACAGAGCUCGGGUGGUCCGCCAGCUGGACAUCAAGACAGCAUUCCUACACGCACCCAUACAGAGCAAGAAGCCGGUGUUGGUGAGAGGACCGGAUGGUAAGGUGUACAGACUCAAGAGGGCGUUGUAUGGUCUGAGGAGGAGCCCGCAAGACUUCAACAAGCACCUACAUCAACAACUUCAAGCUCAAGGAUGGCGGCGGGCUACACAGGACAUGUGUGUGUACUUACGGGGACGACAACAGCUUCUGGUGUUUGUCGAUGACCUGUUAGUGGCAGCAGACACAGCAGACAUUGCGGACCAGAUCGAGAAUGAGUUGAGGAAGAGGAUGGAGAUCAAGCGUGACAAGGGUGGAUGUUUUGUUGGGGUGGAAUAUAGCCUCCACAAAGGCCAGUUGCGAGCGCACGCCAACAGCUACAUCGACAGUCUUCACUUGGACAGAGUGAACACGCACACUCCGCUCACCACAGACCAUCGAUCCGCAACAGCAACCGGCUUACCUGAGAAGGAGACGGAUGCAGACAGCCGGGAUGAGUUCCAUGCGAUGGUUGGUCGUCUGACUUACAUAGCAUCAACAGCAAGGCCUGAUAUUGCGUACGCGGUGAGUGUACUGGGCGAGAAGUGCCAGAGCCCAACAGCACAGGACCAGAAGCAACUACAGCGAACCGCGCAGUACGUGGAAACACACAGGCAUGAACUACGCACGACAACCACAAGCAACGAGAUUCGAGCAUUCGCUGACGCCUCCUACGCAUGCGAGCCCGAGUCGAGAUCAAGGACAGGGGUUGUGCUUACCAUCGGAGGUCUCCCGGUGUUUUGGUCCUCGAAACGCCAGAAGAUGGUAUGCCUGUCGACAUCAGAAGCAGAGUAUGUGAGUAUGACAGAAGCAGCAAAACAGGCAAUUUGGGUGAAGAACCUAUGCGCAGAACUCGGACAGGAACAAGAGAGCGUCACCAUCUACACCGACUCACAAUCAGCUAUCGCACUCGCACAACAACAACAGCUCUCACCAAGGACAAAACACCUCGGUGUGAGGAUGUAUUUCCUCCGACAACAAGCAGACGCCGGGAACAUCAAACUGGCCUACCUGAAGACGACGCAGCAGCCCGCGGACCUUCUAACGAAGGCUCUAGGCAAACGACAACACCAACUACUGACAUCCAAGAUCAUGAAGUGGGUGUAA